Messenger RNA from Branchiostoma belcheri (Belcher's lancelet), 1510 nucleotides. Its product is annotated as putative lipoyltransferase 2, mitochondrial. The transcript has 4 exons. Gene Ontology annotation, molecular function: lipoyl(octanoyl) transferase activity. Gene Ontology annotation, biological process: protein lipoylation. The record is from RefSeq and is a predicted model, not a curated record. Gene Ontology annotation, cellular component: mitochondrion. Bases 165 to 932 code for a protein of 255 amino acids. Lineage: Eukaryota; Metazoa; Chordata; Leptocardii; Amphioxiformes; Branchiostomatidae.
UUCAAUUCGAUUCUUCCAUUACGCAAGAUGGCUGCGCCCGGCAGAAAAAUAGGCCGUCUGCUGUUUUGAUCAUCAAAAUAGUCGAUUUUAUAAAUUUUACAGAAGCGUUCGAGUGAAAAACUAAUUUUUGUGCUAUCAGGUACUACUUGUGGAUAACUCUAGCCAUGAAUCGGGUUCUGUACGUCCGAAAUCUGGGGAGAAUUUCCUUCUCGGAGGGCUUGAGAGUCCAGGAGCAACUUCAGCGGCAACACUUGGACGAGCUAGCCGGAAAAACGAAAGAUCCAGCGAGAGACACUCUGCUCCUGUGUGAACAUUACCCGGUCUACACCACAGGGUACAGAACGGCACAGUAUCCGGCCGCAGAGGAAGACAGGCUGAGGAAAUUUGGGGCUGAGUUUCAUAGGACCAACCGAGGAGGGUUAAUAACCUACCAUGGCCCUGGGCAGCUGGUUGUGUACCCUGUACUGAACCUGGCACAUUUCAGGAAGUCGAUGAAGUGGUACAUCUGUCAGCUGGAGAAAAGCGUGAUCCGCACCUGUCAAUCAUUUGGUAUCCAGGCGCAGACGUCACCUGAUACAGGGGUGUGGGUCGGCGACAGGAAAAUCUGUGCUGUAGGUGUCCACGGCAGCAGGUUCGUCACCACCCACGGCCUCGCCCUGAACUGUAACCCCGACAUGACCUGGUUCCGACACAUCGUGCCCUGCGGGAUUGUGGGAAAGGGCGUGACCUCGCUCAGCAUGGAGCUCGGGCAGAACGUCAGAAUCCAAGACGCCGUCCCCACGAUGGUCACGUCAUUCGCUGAACAGUUCGACUGUUCCGAAGUUAGAGACUGGGACCAAAAUGUGCCAGUAGAGACCCAAAGUGAGGGAAGCAAGAUGCACUACUGGAUCUUGACAAAAGAGGGCACUUUUCAUCUAUACAUGUACUACUAGUAUUCAGUGCUCAGUAGCUCCUAACAGAGGAUGGGUGCAUUUUCAUUGUCUAUGUUAUGAGACAGAAGUUUGACAGUGGAACCAAAAUGUAGCCAGUAGAGAGCAACAGUGUGGGUGAAGCAAGAUGCAGUACUGGUUCUUGAUAAAAGAGGGCGCUUUUUUCAUGUAGUAUCUCCUUACAGAAGGAGACAGAGAGACAGAAGUUGACUCAAAAUGUGCCAGUAGAGACCUAAAGUGAGGGGGAAGCAAGAUGCAGUACUAGUUCUUGACAAAAGAGGGCACUUUUUAUCUAUCCUAUUCUGUGCUCAGUAGCUCCUAACAGAAGAAGGGUGCAUUUUCAUUGUCUUAUGAGACACAAGUUCGACACUGGGACACCAGAAUGUACAAGCAGAGAGCCAAAGUGAGGGUGCUUCAAGUUGCAGUACUAGUUCUUGAUAAAAGAGGGCGCUUUUCAUCUAUCCUAUUCUGUGCUCAGUAGCUCCUAACAGAAGAAGGGUGCAAUUUCAUUGUUGUAUCAUAUGAAAUGAAACAGUAGUCCAUACUUUGUAACUGGAAACAAUAAAGAUUGUAUCUAAUUA